GUGUGGCUACUCUUUCCUCUUUUUUUCCCAAAUGUGGUAACCUCUCUUUCUCUCUCACUGACACACUCACACACAGCCAAUAAAUCCUCUCUUUACUUUGAAAACUGAUAACCCAAAAAACCAAACCAGAAGUCCCUCAAAACCCUAGAGACCCUUGAGUUUCUUGUCUUUUCAUUUUAUUUCAAGAACCCACAUGAAAAAUUCUCGAUUUAUUUUCUUUAGAAAACCCUAAUUCUUCCAAAAAUUUGAUUUUUUUUUCUUUUUUGGUUUUGUUUUUUGGGGGAAUAUGGAUUCGUCGCCGGUGAUAUUGGAUAUAAGCUCCGACGAAGAGCAGGGUUCAUCGGCGGAGACCAAAUCCAGCGACCAAAACUUAGAUUGGCUGUCGGCGCUAUUUGGAAAUUUGAACUCCGAUGAUGAUACGGAGGCUGACGACGACGUCGUGGUGGUCAGAGAGGUGGUCAACGAGAACCAACGCAAGUCAAGGAAAUCGACGGUGGUGAUGAAGGAUGUGGAUGACGAUUGCGUCGUACUGGAUUGUGACCCGAAUAAUCCGGUCGCCGAGGUUAACGAUGAUAAGGAUAAUUCUGGGUCUGAUGACUUGCUUAUAGUUGCAGAGAAAGGGCAGAUUGCAUGCAGAGACUAUCCUCAUCCACGUCAUCUUUGUGCUAAAUAUCCUUUCAGUUCCACAUCCCAUGAUAAGCACUGUGACCAGUGCCACUGUUAUGUUUGCGAAUGUAGCGCGCCAUGUCCAUUUUGGGAUUCAGGUUCAGUCAUCUUGAACCACCAUUGUCAUGCCACCGAUAAGGAGGAGAGAUGGAAAACUUUUAGGAAGCAACUCAAGCCGAUAAAAAAUACUACAUUUUCAGCUGUAAAGUGUUCUAAUCCUACUCUCUCUGUGCCACUUGCUCGAUGUAAUCAAGCUCAAUCACUCAACAUUUUUCGGUUGUCACCCAACUCCAAGCCUCCAAAUCAUGUCGCCAGAUCAAGUUUAAUCCUUCCUUGCUCCACCUCGAAUAAUUAUACCGUGCCAAAUAUCAUAAGUCAAGGGAAGAGCCAACAGUCAGCACCUAUUUUGGCAAAAAACAGAGUCCAUCCGCAUGUGAUUUCACAGCAGUUUGUUGGUGUACGUCAUAGUGUCACCCAACGGGACCGUGGUAGUGUUGGGAAUUUGGGUCCAAGAAUUCCCCCUUCCAAUACAAUGUUUAAGAAGACAGGAAGUGUUAAGCCCAGUUCUGUGUAUGUUUCGUCAAACAACAAUAGCUGUAUCCAGGCAGCACAACAUACCAGAAAUGCUACUUCAACAGCAUUGUCAAACGAGAUAAAUCCCAAUAGGUGGCAGAAUUUUAGGUCUAGUGUAAAUCUGGAGUCAUUUAGGCCUCAGGACUGUUCUCAGCCCAACUUGGGCUUCCCUGGAAAUAUCAUACCUUCCCAACCUCAAAUAUAUAAUCAGUCUAUUGCUCAAUCAAAUGAUGGCCAGAAUUUUUGUCUUCCUGGGUAUCAAAGCCAAAAACCUAGCGAAGAUAUUUAUCAGAAUGGGAAUUGUCUAAAUGACGGGCAAAAUAUCAGUCAGCAUGGGAAUCAAAGUUUCAGUACCACAGAUCCAGGUUCUUUAGAUUUUAAUUUCAGUUGGCCUAACAAUUCUGUUCAAAGCAAUCUACAACCUCCAAUUGGAAAUCUCCAUGUUCAAAGUGGAGGAUAUACAUGUGAGUCAUUAUCUGUAGAGGAUUCUAAUUCCCAGUUUAUGGGUAGUGCUCAGUUCAGUGAAGACAGUCUACCUGAGUUGUUUGGAUGUGCAACUCCCUGUCCAAGCGAUCAAGUACUUGCAGUCGAAAAUUCUGAACUUCAAAGUACUGGGCCUAUGCAUGAAGCAUCCCAUAUUAAGGAGUCUAAUUGUGAGCUUGCUGACUUUGAUCUUGACAACUGGUUUUUGGAAAACCAGUCAGUUCCCAUGGUUUCAGGUGGUUCCAUGCCAUCUGAAACAAAUAUCUUUUCUCCUGUGACUUCUUCCAUUGAUCCAGGAAUGCUUCUGUUUGAUUUUGAAACCUCCUGGAAUGGUCUUGCACAUGUGUAGCAAUUAUAACCAAUUGUGCUUCUUGGAAAGAGGCAAAAGCAAGUGAACACAGCUUGUGUUCUGCAAAUAGUAGAAGAUGAUCUCUGUUUUGGAGGCUGGGUUUAAAGUUUAUCAGAGUUCUAGUGGUGUACAGUCUUUUUAACUGAAGUGUACAAAGGUGCCCUGUAGGUUAAAUGAUGCCUGUACAUGCUGGUAGGCUUUUUUAGGGGAAAAAAAAAAUAUUUUAUAUCUAUUAAUCUCACAUGUUAAAUUAUUUCAUACCUGCGUAUUCUUUCCUCUUGUGACCUUGAUGGAUGACUGGUUCAAAUUUCAGAAUCUUAGAUCCUUUUCAGUUGUUGAAUUUGUUAACUGCAGAGGUUUUUGCCUGUAGUUGUGGGUAGUUGGUUUGAUUUUCUUGAUACAGGAAGUGAAUGAAUUGGUGUUAAACUGGGAAAUCAGUUUUUACUCAACAGGUUAAAGCUAGCUUUGUGUACAGUACAGCUAUCACCAGCAUAGAGUAGAUUAUUGUGUUCUGCUGUAUGUAAAUACUAGCUGGUGAGCAAGAGAGAUUGGAUUUUGAUGCACCUUGAAUGCUUGUAAUUUAUUAUUAUUAUUAUUAAUAUUAUUUCUGAAUGCAUGCUGAUUAAAA
Molecule: messenger RNA, 2699 nt
Organism: Quercus robur (English oak)
Lineage: Eukaryota; Viridiplantae; Streptophyta; Magnoliopsida; Fagales; Fagaceae
Product: RPM1 interacting protein 13
Exons: 3
Coding region: 287-2071 (594 amino acids)
Source: RefSeq, a predicted model, not a curated record